AUGGCUUCCGACGACAUGACUGCAGCUUGUCCAGCAGGCUUCAAGGCUUUUCUCGCUGGUGCCGCCAUCCUCAUCGCCGUGGCGUUGGUCAAGCGAGAUUCGUCCAAUACAUCGGCAACAGAUAACGAAGGCACUGAUGCUCGUCUACAACCAUUGUCCACAGCAACAACCGCAAAGACACCAAGAGAACACUCCGACACAGCAACACACGCCCCUCGCCCCUCCACUCCGAAUCCGAAUCCAUACGGCGACUACAGCCGUGUAUCCGCCAACACCAAUUCCAGCCAAGUCCCCAUCGUCAUCACUCCAGCCGACUCGAAGAGCGAUCCCGACCUAGCACGUAGGACUCUCGCGCAGAAUCGCACUACCGAUCACAUCGGGCGACCGAGGACGGGCUUGGUGCCUCCUCCUGUCUUCCACAAAGGGAACUUCAGGCACGAGAGGACUUAUUUGGUGGAGGGUGGACACCUCUGCGAUAACUGCGACGCCGCGUCGUGCCACCAAUAUUCUCUCCUCGACGAGAACGAUCAUCAGCCAUUUGGUAUGGAGUCGCGCGACCCUUUCGGCAGUAGAAACGGCUUUCCAAUCGACGACAACCACUUCUUCCCGUUCGAGCCUACUCCUACCGCAUCCACCAACAUGUCUCCGCCUGCUCUACCACAUCCAUCGGACUUCUACACCAGCCGCCAUGAUCCACGACGUCCUGAACUCCAGCAAUCUGGACCGCCUCCUUACGGCGUGACCAUGCAGUCUCCACCACAGGCUAUGCUGCCCACGAUGGAGCCUCCUUAUACACAGUCUACACCAAUGUUGACGGGCCGCCAGCAGCGUUUGCGGGAUAAUGGUAGGCGCGCCCAAACCCCAGCAUCAGACGUCAGCCACGCCAACAUGUCUUCCGUUGACGCCGCUGCUGGUCGCGACGCGGUCAAGAUUGAUCAGCAGUCCACACCAAUGUCGGAAAUACCGACAGGUGAGGACAUGCUACGUCUUCUCCUCGGCCCAGGGUCUAUGUACUAUGGAUCGCCACCGGAGGGUCCGAGACCAGACGUCCUUCCUUCGUCAGCAGAAGAAGCACCUCAGGCAUCCUCUUUCCGACCAAGUUCGCCGUCGGUCUUCCAGCCAGAUCCAGACGUUCGUACACCGGCGUAUCAGCCCCAGGGCGCGUAUCCUCCUCCAGAUGCACGUCAUCUGCGGAAUACUUCGCCUCAUCCGCAACUUCCUGUUCAGUUGGACGCACCCUCCCUCCAAUGCGGCAGGAACCUUGAGCCACGCGCUACACAGUCAGACCAACCUUUUCACACCAACUACUUUCCAGAAAACGUAUGCAAGGGAGGAAACACGAACGAGAAUCUGUAUGGUUCACAUCAGCUCACCGACGUCAACAAGCAUAAUGAUUACACUCAUCAAGAUACUGCGUGUCAAGCGCAGGGGAUCAUCGAGCAGACUGAGGGUGCAGGUACAAGCGCACAAGACUCGCAUUUCACCAGGGACCAUAACACACGCGCAGAUCAACCAUUUCACACCACAAGAAGCUCUCAACACACCUCCCUACCACCGAGUGAGCAAGUCAAUCUUAUAAGAUUAGGAAGCAGCAGCCAUCCGCCCGGUAAACGCACUCGAAGACCUAAACAAGCUAUCAUGAGUUUGCGCGGCGUCUACGGUGAUAUUGAAGAGCAGACUAUGGUCCAAGGCAGCCGCGAGGCAAUCUCAUGGCUUCAGAGCACGGUCACCCAAGACGGACUGAUGGUAGCAAGAAACGCUGACAAGAGCGUGCCCAAUGCUCUCACUACCACACUAGAGAACAUGGUUCAGCUGGGCAAAUUGCCGCCUCUGGAUCAACUUUGGACCGACAUGGACGACGCCUUGCUCCCUGAGACGCUCACCCAAGCAGGUCUAUCUUUCGACGAGGUUCAUCACAUCAACGAGCCGCUUCAUCGCGAUGCCGGUGAGCCGACAUUUGCAGGAAAGAUAUCUGGCCACAAUCAUGCAAGCUCUGCUUUUCGAAUCUGCAAAUCGCUGAGCAAGAAGAACCAAGCCCGGGGAUUCAGCUAUCAGCUGCUGAUCACAACUGAGCGCCUCGGCCUACCAGUACAGGUUCAGCUAUUCUCGGCAUCCCCUCGAGCCACCCGCACGGUAUGCCUUCACCGAGCGUUUAGGUCUGAUGGCUCUGAAUCGUGGAAGCCGUAUCGACUUUGCUCGCCGAAGCUAUGCAAUGGCGUUUCCCAGCUUGCAGAGGAAGAUGUUGAUCCACUCGAUGGCAUCCUUGCGACGAAUGCUCCUGAUGCCUUUGGCAUGCCCGCACAAGGCCCAGCGGAAAUGCAUUCGCUUUAG
Messenger RNA from Fulvia fulva, 2331 nucleotides. RefSeq lists its product as uncharacterized. The record is from RefSeq and is a predicted model, not a curated record. NCBI's taxonomy places the organism in Eukaryota, Fungi, Ascomycota, Dothideomycetes, Mycosphaerellales, Mycosphaerellaceae. The coding region runs from base 1 to 2331 and encodes 776 amino acids. The transcript is spliced from 2 exons.